Platichthys flesus (European flounder) is the source of this 1148-nucleotide messenger RNA. It is a transcript of the gene fgfbp2a, whose product is annotated as fibroblast growth factor binding protein 2a. The record is from RefSeq and is a predicted model, not a curated record. The transcript has 2 exons. Gene Ontology annotation, molecular function: growth factor binding. NCBI's taxonomy places the organism in Eukaryota, Metazoa, Chordata, Actinopteri, Pleuronectiformes, Pleuronectidae. Bases 1 to 669 code for a protein of 222 amino acids. Gene Ontology annotation, biological process: cell-cell signaling.
AUGUGGACCCAGGCCAGCGCCCUGCUGCUGCUGCUCGCCUGCUGCCUCUGGCCGGCCGAGGCCCAGAGCGACGGCAGGAGGCAGAACAUCGGGGACGAUCCCCUCAUAUUCAAGACCAAGGCUCAGGACUCUUGCACCAUGACCAUCACCGGUCACGGGGAUUACACCCGGCUGAGGCUGUCGUGCCGGAGCAGUGAGGGCUCCUACUGGUGCGAGUACGUGGGGAAGCCUUACAACUGCCGCAACUACAACAAAAACCCCCGACACUACUUUGUCCAGAUGAUGUGGGGCUUCAGAAAACUCAACAAUGCCUGCCAGGCACCAAAGAAGAUCAGACCUCAGAUGUGCAGGAGGGCGACUGAUGACUCUCAGAUGAUCUUUUCGUCUGCUUCGUCGUCCCACUUAUGGCAAGACCCUUCUUCAAGGCCAAACCCGGGAGCCCAGGCUGCAAGACCUGAACCUCGACCUGCACCGACCAGGCCGGAGUCAGGGAGGAGACCCUCCUCAAAAUCCUUACCGGUCCAACCGAGAGAAAAGAGCUCGGAGAGAAUCAUUCCGCCGCCACUGACACCUCCAGUGGAGAGCAACGCCAAGAGGAUGGCUCGCCGGUACUGUUGGAGGUCACUUCACGGCGUCUGCUCCUUCGUCAUUGGGUUCUUUCCAAAUUAACACGAAAGAUUUACAGUUCUGAGGAGGAGGUCUUCUAAACGACCUUCUAAAGGCAAACUGCCGCUGAGGAACCGGAGCGCUUCCCUCAGGAGAAGGGACGUUACUGCAGUGUCUCUCAAACUAACCUUCCUCGCUGAAACUUGCAUGUAUGAUCAUCAUCAUCAUCAUCAUCAUCAUCAUCAUCAUCAUCAUCAUCCAUUGAGAGACCGAUUUCAACCUUUUCAUGGUCACUGCUGUAGGAAUUUCACUACCUGACUUAUUUUUAGUCAGAACAAACAUUUUUGCAAUAAACUGUGCAAGUACUUCACUUCACUUGGGAGAGUUGAGUUUCAUGAAUAUAGAGACGAACCUAAACAUCGAAGCCAAACUUAUUUAUCUUUGUUUGUUUACUUGUACAUUAUCUGCAUCACUUUGUAUAACUUUGAAAAUUAUAUGAUUUUCAAAACAGCAAAGAUUUGUGUAAUGAUGUCUUUGACAAA